AUGAUGCGUCACGGCCUACAUUAUAUCUUACACAGGUGGAGAAAGAGCGGGUCAUUGCAUUCACGAUUGCAGGAUCACAACGAUGGCUUGUGUGGCUGGAACGACAGCUUUGUGAAGAAACGAGACGAGGAUCGCAAAAAUGACGCAGCGGAAUUCCGGGAUGGACAGAUAGCAUGA
Plenodomus lingam JN3 is the source of this 177-nucleotide messenger RNA. The record is from RefSeq and is a predicted model, not a curated record. Lineage: Eukaryota; Fungi; Ascomycota; Dothideomycetes; Pleosporales; Leptosphaeriaceae.